AAACCGAUAUAGAUAAGUACUAUUGAUGAUUAAAGGCACUGCAUGCAUAACUAACCAGACCAGCCGCAACAAUAUAGGGAUGGGUACCCAAGAACAACUACGCUUAAUAUGAUCAGCGAAAAUUCCUCUUGGGAUAACUCGCCGGAUCGAUAGUCUUCUGGAAAAGCAAACACGAAGUUGCAUAUCUCGUAGGGACCUUAGUUACACCAGAAGCUUCUAACAUACAGGUGGAUGUCUUAGAUACAGGUGGAUGUGUUCCAGUGUAUCGCCGUUUGGAUAAGCAUCACAAUGUGUUUGUCCCGAGUAAUAUUUUUGUUGGCGGGCCUGCUACCCGUGACCCUACAAGCCGGGUGUAAGGUCGACCAACACAGGAGCGAGACGUUGGACAUGAAGUCUUUGAAGUCCGGAGUGUUGUCCUCCGUGUACAGGUGCUCCCACAUGUGUUGGUACUUGAGGGAGUGCAGGUCCGUCAGCAUGGACAUCGGCUCCAACAAGUGCGACAUGAAGACCGAGACCGGCACCACCGCCCCAUCAAAUGUCCGGCCCAGGAUGAAAAGUCUGCGAGCUGAUGUAGAAUCUGAGCCAUGCCAGAAUACCAAGCAUGCCUGCGCCAGUCAACCAUGUGCCCCGAAUGAGAUCUGUAUCCCGGUGAAGGCAGCGACCGCACACAUAUGUCUACCAGCAUUUAAGGUGGACGGGGGUUUCACCAACUGGACAGUGACGGACGAAGGGACUUGUCCAGUAGAAUGCGGGGGCGGUAUACUGACAGUGAUUAAAAACAGAACGUGCACUGAUCCAAGCCCAUACAAUGGCGGACUACCCUGCUCCGGGCCCCUCUCUACAACGGAAACGUACACCUGCAAUACACAUCGAUGUCCAGUGAAUGGCGGAUGGUCUCCGUGGGUGGUGAACACUAUCGGCACGUGCACUCGCUCGUGCGGAGGAGGUACCCGGUUUGUCACCUCAAGACGGAAAUGUAACAAGCCGAAACCAAGGUUUAACGGUACAGAUUGCUCUGGUGAUGUGAAGGAGGUAGAUGAAGAGGCAUGUAAUCCCCAGGCCUGCACACCUAAUACCGAUGGCGGAUGGACAGACUGGGCGGUGGUUGAAGAGGGCGACUGCUCCGUCACGUGCGGGGGCGGGUCACAGGUCAAUAAGAAGGAACGCUACUGUGACAGUCCAGUGCCUGUCGGCACUGGGCAAUCAUGUUUGCAAAGUGAUGGUACUCGUUCAUUCCUGGAGAAGGGGCAGGAUACACUGAGCUGUAACAACGAGGCAUGUCCAGUCGACGGAGGAUGGAGCACAUGGGCGGACGCGGACAUAGAUGGAUGUUCCGACACCUGUGGGGGUGGGACUAAAAUACGGACUCGUCAGCGGGAAUGUACAAACCCAGCGCCCUCUGGCGGUGGCGAGUUCUGUCAAGGGGACGCAACUCUAACUGAUGAACUGACGUGCAACACACUCGACUGUCCAGUGGACGGUGGGUGGACAAACUGGACAGUUACGUCAGUCAGUAGAUGCACUCAGUCUUGUGGGGGAGGUCAACGGCAAGUCGUGUCUCAAAGGUCAUGCACUGACCCGGAACCUGCUUUCGGUGGUGAACCAUGCGAAGGCGACCAGUCGGAGACCGUCACGGAAGCAUGCAACGGCCAUGAAUGUGCAGCCGAUCCUGUUGCCGGUGGCUGGAGCUACUGGGUGUGGCGUUCAAGCACCUGCUCUAAAACAUGUGGCUAUGGGACCAUCACGCGGACAAGGGAGAGAACUUGUGACAACCCAGAACCUGCCCACGGCGGAGCCACCUGUCCAGGAAGUGACACUUCCGAUUACACUUACAAGUGCAAUUCAUUCACAUGCCCAGUUGACGGCGGCUGGAGUCAGUGGUACGUCCGAUGGACGGGGAGAUGUUCUACAACGUGUGGGGGUGGGGUGAAGCGUCAGUACAGCUACCGCUGGUGCAACAACCCCCGACGCUCAUACGGUGGCGCCUACUGUUCAGGAUCCCCGUCCAAGACGGAGGAAGUUCCGUGCAAUCAACAGGGCUGUCCAGUAAGCGGAGCUUGGACCGCCUGGCUCGAGACGUCAUAUGGCACGUGCAGCGUCAGCUGUGGAGGAGGUCAGCGUGAGGAGAUUUCAGAGCGAGGCUGCAAAGACCCCGCCCCUGCAUACGGAGGUUCAAACUGCGUGGGGUCAACGGUCAAAUACGAAACUAAAACGUGCAACACACAUGAUUGUUCCGCGCCUAUCAAUGGUGGCUGGGCAUCGUGGGAGUCUGACUCUGUACUGACGUGUUCGGUGACCUGCGGGGCCGGGACAACAAACAGAGUCCGGUCGAGAACCUGUUCCAACCCAGCGCCUGCUAAUGGCGGGAGCAAGUGCCCCGGAUCCGAUAAAGACACCGAUCCGGAAAACUGCAACGAAGGGGCGUGUCCAGUUGAUGGAAACUGGGGCAACUGGGGUAGCCCUAGCAACGGUGACUGCUCUGUGACGUGUGGCGGAGGCAAGAGGACGUCAACACGGACGAGAACGUGCAGCAACCCCGCCCCUAGCGUAGGGGGAGCUCUGUGCGGUGGCUCCCCCAAAGAGGUACAGGAUCUGUCUUGCAAUACUCAAACCUGUCCAGUGGACGGGAACUGGGGCACGUGGACGACGACAUCGACCGACCCCUGCACCGUGUCAUGUGGAGGUGGUACUAAAACACGCCGCUCAAUCAGACAAUGUAAUAACCCCUCACCCGUCGGGACGGGGGCCACCUGCCCUGGGGUCAGCUACCAAACGGAAGAUGUGGCGUGUAAUCCUGAUAACUGCCCAGUGGACGGAGAAUGGUCCGCUUGGACGGUGUCUAACCAAGAAUCCUGUUCCAAAAGCUGCGGCUCUUCAGGAGUACGCACAACCAUAUAUAAGAGGACAUGUAGCGACCCUGCGCCUGCUUAUGGCGGGAUUGACUGUACAACCAUCCUUCCGGGAACCACUAAAUUCAAUGUGUCUUUUUGCAACCGAGUCGCAUGCACAGUGCGAGUGGACGGUAACUGGAGUCCAUGGGUGGUCAGUGCCACGACGGCUUGUACGGCGACCUGUGGGGGAGGGGUUGAGACCGUUACGUCAGCGAGGACAUGCACCGACCCCGCCCCCGCAAACGGCGGCGACACGUGUUCUGGGGAUGGAACCUCCACGGAGGAUAUUGCGUGCAACGAACAAGUCUGUCCAGUUGACGGCGGGUGGAGCAACUGGCAAGUCACCAGUAGGGGGAGCUGUUCAGUGACCUGUGGGGACGGAACUCAGCCCAUCAGCAAAGAAAGGGCGUGCAACAACCCUCUCCCAUCAAAUGGUGGAGCUCAAUGCGCAGGACAGGAAACCAAAACUACGACCGGAAACUGUAACGAUGGAUCAUGCCCAGUGGACGGGGGUUGGUCGGCGUGGACGGAGGAUGACCGCCAGCAGUGUACCAAAACGUGCGGAGGGGGGUCACAGACAGUAGAGUACAUCCGGGCGUGUACUAACCCCGCCCCUCAACAUGGCGGUGCCCAGUGCAGUGGAGGGAGUACCCGGGAAGAAACAAUCGACUGCAAUACUGCCGACUGUCCACUGAAAUGCCCGGGAGGCUUCACGAAGGUGGAAGAGCAUAACAUGUGCUACAAGUAUGAAUCUAAGAAACGAAACUGGGAGGACGCAAGAGACCACUGCAAGGGCCAUGAUGCGGACCUUGUCAUAUAUAAGACGGAUGCUAUGAACAAAUUUUUUGAGGGUGUCAUUCGAGAUAUAAUAGGCAAAAAAAACAUCGACGUAUACCUUGGUGGGCGUGACAGGAAUAAAAAUAGCAAAUGGUUCUGGUUGGAUGCUGAACCGGUCAAAGGCUUUUCAAAAUCGGGAAAUCAAAACUGUCUGAAAUUUGAUGACUGGAUUCUGGAUGAUGAAGACUGUUCCGACAAACAUCCGUCUAUUUGUCAAACAUUUGCUUAAUGUGAUCCGUCUAUUUGUCAAACAUUUGCUUAAUGUGAUCCGUCUAUUUGUCAAACAUUUGCUUAAUGUGAUCCGUCUAUAUAUCAAGUAUUUAAUUAAUUUUAUGUGUCUAUUUGUCAAACAUUUGCUUCAUUUUAGGUAUCUGUUUGUCAAACACUUGCAAAUUGUGAUCUGUCUAUUUGUCUAACAUUUCUGCAUUGUGAUCCGUCGAUUUGUCAAACACACGAUUCAUGUAGUUCGUCUGUUUGUCAAACAUUUGCUUUGUGAUCCGUGUGUCAAAUAUGUGCUGCAUGAGAGACGUAAUUAUAGGAGCACUUAUCAUGUUGUAAGAAUAUUAGUGUUUUCAUGUGUGUUGGAUGUACUGGAAACUGUAAAAGCACAUAUAGUUUUGUCAUAUUUUGUUUAAGUGUGUUACUAUAUGUUUAGAUUAGUGUGUGUCUACGCAAUUAUAAAAGUACUUCGCAUAUUGAAAGUUACUGUUUUACUGUAUAUUCAGAUUGACGUAAAUGUGUUACUGUAUACAUGUUUACAUAGUUUGUUUUGUUUCUUUGUUUGUUGUUUAACGCUGCACCCAGCAAUAUUCUAGCUAUAUGACAGCGGUCUGUAGGAUUGGUUGGUUUGUUG
Messenger RNA from Haliotis rufescens (red abalone), 4581 nucleotides. Its product is annotated as A disintegrin and metalloproteinase with thrombospondin motifs adt-1-like. Lineage: Eukaryota; Metazoa; Mollusca; Gastropoda; Lepetellida; Haliotidae. The transcript has 20 exons. Bases 289 to 3957 code for a protein of 1222 amino acids. The record is from RefSeq and is a predicted model, not a curated record.